CUCAACUCUUGAUACAUAUUCAGAUAUUCGUAUAUCUGAUAAGUUCAGACCACAUAUUCUAAUGCCGUUUUAUGUGCGCUGAUUACGUAUCUUUUGAAGCUUGAUUUGGUUUUGAUAAAAAGCCCUCUUGAUCAUCAACUCCUUCAUCCACUUCAUCAGCUUCCCGUCUCGGCAUUGAUCUUUUUUGGGGGUCUUCAAAUCCUAGCUGCGAUUUGUGCCCCACCGCAAGCAAACUAUCUUCCAAUUCUAUAACUUUUGUUUCGGCACAGCGCAUACAUCUCUUAUUACUUCAAACGCUCUCAACUUCAAACGCGACUACGUACGGUCGGCACAAAGACUUGAUCACAUUUCCUAACCCCUAUUUAACCUUUAACUUUUAGAUUGUUUACCCGAGCGUACCACAACAAAAACAAAGCAUACAUUCUAAAAAACAUAUAAUCUACAUUUACCGAAAACAUAUAAAAUGGCUCAAAUUCAAGACCAAGAUCCGCUAUGGUCUCAAAACGAUCGCAUUAAAUCCAAUCGACCUUUGUCUGUACAAGAGUGGCGAAAAAGCGUUUUUAUGUCAACUCAACUUCGAGUCGAUUCACGACAAAGUGAUAAGUGCGAAUCAUCUGGUCUAUCUCAGGUAGAAAUCGAUUGGAGUUCGCAUCAGCCUUAUGUAGACUUUAUCCCUAAUCGACCUCGCUCUCAAACUUGUCAACUUCCAACACCCGUACAAUCAUAUAGAAAACGGCAAUCAUUGAGAAUCACUCCACUCAUCGACCUCAAUCAACCUCGUGAUGCUAGUGGCCGACCUAUCACUUAUGAAGAAGAUGAGAGACGUCGCCGUGAGCGAGCCCAGCUUCUCACUGGAAGGUUCUCUAACAAGAGCACCCCGGGACUCUCUUCGGGAUCAUUACUAGUGAUAGAUGAUGAACUUGAAGUACGUCAUCGUGCGGCCAUGCGUCGAUUGCAAGCAGAAGCUAUCGAUCAAAUUGAGCAAGCCGAAAUGCUCCAACAACGUCGAAUGGCCAGGUGCCGUCAAUCUCGUUCUUCUACCGUCUCGAAAUCUCGAGGAACUGGUUUUGACUCACAACCUGAAAGUCCAACUCGAACUGAAAAUCAACAUCAUUUUGAUAUUCCUUAUCGUAAUACUAAACUUGAUCCUAGACCUGUUGUUGGAAGACUUGUUCAGAAAGGAAGUGCUAAGAUUUUAAAAGUUGUAAGAUCGAUUGGUCAUCUUCGACAUAAAGCUUCUAGACCGUUACAAAGGAUUGAACCAGAGAAAGGAAGCUCGUCACAAUCUUUUAUUUAUGUUGAAAAGCCUUGAUGUAUCAAUUUCAUCCUUUUUCAAUGGACUAAUUCUUUCUUAUGUGACCUGUGGUAACUUUGUUUUGAUAUCUACGGUCUGGUUUUUGGUUUCAGCUUUGUACAAAUACACUUCGCUUUAGAUCAUUAAGACAGUCUUGCGUUCUUUAUUUUUUGUUUCUUUUUGUAGCUUUGCAUAUAUCUUAGAACACGUUUAUAAAGGUCAUUUCAUUCUUAAAAAGAAAAAGAAAGCAGAAUUCUUAAAUUUUCACUCUAGACAAUUUAUAAAUACAUCAACUCCUGUUUAUAUCUCAUUGCGAUUUCUUUUUUUUCGAUUUUCUACAUUGUUCAUCUAUCUUAUCAUAUCUCUCUUCAGCAGGGGCAUUGUUUGAAUUUUAACAGAUUUUCUUGAUUCUUUAUGUAUCUUUGGUUUUGCAUUUAACCCAUGUCAUUUGGUAUGAAUCAUGUUUACCUUUUUUGCUC
This is a messenger RNA of Melampsora larici-populina 98AG31, 1773 nucleotides long. RefSeq lists its product as uncharacterized. The transcript has 4 exons. The record is from RefSeq and is a predicted model, not a curated record. NCBI's taxonomy places the organism in Eukaryota, Fungi, Basidiomycota, Pucciniomycetes, Pucciniales, Melampsoraceae. The coding region runs from base 464 to 1312 and encodes 282 amino acids.